This is a messenger RNA of Paracoccidioides lutzii Pb01, 141 nucleotides long. RefSeq lists its product as hypothetical. Bases 1 to 141 code for a protein of 46 amino acids. The record is from RefSeq and is a predicted model, not a curated record. The transcript has 2 exons.
AUGAACGCCUUGGCUGCCACAAACCCAGUUAUCCCUGUGGCCACACUUUCAUGGUUCGUAUUCACACUGAAAAUCAAAAUCAAGGGGACUUUUACCCUUUUGUUCUACUGGAGAUUUCUGUUCUCCAUGAGUCCCCCUUAG